Exaiptasia diaphana is the source of this 1123-nucleotide messenger RNA. Its product is annotated as 39S ribosomal protein L40, mitochondrial-like. Gene Ontology annotation, cellular component: mitochondrial ribosome; mitochondrial large ribosomal subunit. The record is from RefSeq and is a predicted model, not a curated record. NCBI's taxonomy places the organism in Eukaryota, Metazoa, Cnidaria, Anthozoa, Actiniaria, Aiptasiidae. The transcript has a single exon. Bases 151 to 687 code for a protein of 178 amino acids.
GUGUGAAAAAUUAUAGUUGYCCUGCAUCCCUGCCAAAAGGUGCCCCAACCCCGAAAAAAAUACACAGGAAGCCCAAUAUACCAGGCAAAAUGAUUUUUUGAGCCAGCGAUAUUUUAAAGAUGUGUCAGUAGGGAACUUAUGUAAUUCAAGAUGGCGUCCUACACAAAGAUUAGUAUGUCUCUGUUUUCCCGAACGACUGCUCUGUCUGUACGACAGAGUAUUCCUUUGAGACAUGCACCAAAUGUGAAAAAGAAAUCCAAACAAUCUAAAGACGUUUCCAAGAAGAAAAAGGCACCACCGAUCAUUAUACGCAAGCCUAGUGAAAUCGUUCCUCCAAUCGACCCAGACGCGGUAACAAGUACAGAACUUCUUGAACCAGCCCGCCGACGAAWUGUCAAAAAGCUUGACGAAGCUGAAGAGGAGAGAAGAAUUUUGCUUCARAAAGAAUGGUCAAGAUAUAARAUGAAGCAACACAAGGAAGAUUUACAUCGUAUACAAGAAAUGACUAGGUCAAGAGAAGACGCUUUGAAGGAACUCAAGAAAAGUUCAAUGUACUUGUAUCUUGAAGCCAUCAAAAUUGACCAAACACUUUUCCCUUUGCAGUUUACAGGACCUACUGAGACUCCACCUAUUGUAGGUUAUUCCGCACCGGAUUUAGAUCCCGAUGAAAAAAAGAAAAGUCAUUGAUUUGUUUAUUUGAUGAGUAUCACGUGUUCUGAAUUUUUUUUUCAGUUAUACCAAAACACAAAGACAAAAUAUAUUGAUUUUAAGCGUCAAUAAGCAAAACUUUUGAAACAAAAUCUAAAUGCUCAAGCAUACCUGAAUAUAAUAUACAUUGUGGAGUUUGGAGGCUCUAYGAAUGAGUUAGUGACAUGAUAAAGAUGAUAGAGCAGUGUUCAUUUAUUUAUCGAAGGGAUAAUGUCAUGAUCUUAUCAGUAACUAAAGACUCUUUUGCAUCUCUUUACGGUGUUGUCAUAACCAAUAUUUGAGUACUUWGUGAACAUAAGUACUGUUUUCUACUUCAAAUGAGAGUAAAAUGCUGCCUGGAAUAGGUGAAAAGUAACUGUGUACACAGACUUAAUGACAAACAAGAAUAAAAGUGUAAUAGCAUGGGUUUAUGAAA